This is a messenger RNA of Opisthorchis viverrini, 192 nucleotides long. RefSeq lists its product as hypothetical. The record is from RefSeq and is a predicted model, not a curated record. Bases 1 to 192 code for a protein of 63 amino acids. The transcript has 2 exons. Lineage: Eukaryota; Metazoa; Platyhelminthes; Trematoda; Opisthorchiida; Opisthorchiidae.
AUGCCGGGCCGUUUCUCGGAUAAGAUCUACCCAAUUACUCACAAUACAACCUUUCCUGUCCCUGAAUCUGUUAUAAAAGCAUUUGAAAGUUUGAAAAAGGAGUUGAUGGAUGCAGCGUUGGUCACUAUCGACCCGAGAAUACCUUUGGUGCUCGAAACUAAUGCAUCUGAUGUCGCGAUUUCUGCUCUCUAG